AGGGGGCGGGGCGCUGCCGGCAUCUGUAUCCCGGGCGGUGCGGCCCGGCCCGGUUCCUUCUUUCCACCGGUUUCCCUUAAGGCGGCGGACAUGGGGCGGUGCGGCGGUGUUCGUCGGGUCCUGGAGGUGGCGGUGCUGGUGACGUGCGCUUGCCUCGCUGGUGUAUGUGGUGAUGAAUUUAGCAUCUUACGAUCACCUCAAUCCGUUAUUUUUCGAGAUGGAAGUUGGCCCAUCCCUGGUGAGCGCAUCCCAGAUGUAGCUGCAUUAUCCAUGGGCUUUUCUGUUGAAGAGGACCUUCCCUGGCCUGGGCUUGCAGUGGGUGAUCUGUUUCACAGACCACGAGCUACUGUGAUGAUAACAGUGAAAGGAGUAGACAAGCUGACAUUGCCAGUUAAAGGGAUUUCUUAUCCUAUCCAGAACGCUGUUCCUUUCAGUCUUGACAGUGUUGCAAACGCUAUUCAUACUUUGUUCUCUGAGGAAACUCCUGUGGUCUUGCAGCUGGCCCCCAGUGAGGAGAGAGUGUACAUGGUGGGCAAGGCAAACUCUGUAUUUGAAGACCUUUCUGUCACACUGCGCCAACUGCGGAACCGCUUAUUCCAGGACAACUCCAUUCUCAGCUCCCUUCCUCUCAACUCCCUCAGCAGAAACAAUGAGGUUGACUUGCUCUUCCUGUCAGAACUACAAGUCCUACAUGAUAUUGCAAGCCUGCUGUCUCGACACAAGCACUUAGCCAAAGAUCACUCUCCAGACCUGUAUUCUCUGGAACUGACUGGUUUGGAAGAGGUUGGAAAGCGGUAUGGGGAAGACUCUCAGCAGUUCAAAGAUGCUUCUCAGAUUCUUGUGGACUCUUUGCAAAAGUUUGCAGAUGAGAUGUUUAAUCUGUAUAGUGGAAAUGCAGUAGUAGAAGUGGUGGCUGUAAAAGCAUUUAAUUCUCCCCUCAUGAGGAAGACUCGCUCCAUUCUCCAGUCUUCACAGGCUGAAACAGAAAAUCCAUAUAACCUUGCCUAUCCAUAUAACUACAACUACGCUGUGAUCUUCAACAUUAUUCUGUGGAUGAUGAUAGGUCUUGCUUUAGCUGUAAUAGUUAUCUCCUACAACCUGUGGAACAUGGAUCCUGGGUAUGACAGCAUUAUUUAUAGGAUGACAAAUCAGAAGAUAAGAAUGGAUUGAACUACACUGCAUUUCAUUGCAAGGAAAUGAUGAAGAGUAAGAUCUCCUUUAAAAUGCGUGGAAAACAAAUACUCUGGUAUGGUUAAUUGUGGAUUUUUUUUAAAGGUGUAUUUAUUUCUAAGUUUGUUUGUUGGGUUUUUUCCCCCCUCUAAAACCUAUUUUAAAUGUUAGUAGUAGCAGAUAGGAUUUAAAAUUUGAAAUCUGCUUGUUUAAAGAAAAAGUCCCCAAAAUAAUUGUUAUUGAAGUAACAUCAUUCCAUUUUUUUAAUUAUGUAACAUAAGUUUUGAAAUGCCCUGUACUCCCUGUGGCCCUGUGCAAAACAGAUAAAUUGAAGUUAUGAUAGCAACAAACAUAUUGUUUAAAACUUCUACACUGAAAGGUUAGAAGUUAUUACUAAAUUGUUAUGUUGUAUAUUAUGAACCAGUUGUAAAUGUUUGAUGUAAAUAUUUAUAAUGUCUGUAUGUAACCAGAAAGGAUAGUAAUUAUUCUUUAGUAAAAUACUAAAUAUAGAAGUAUUUCUACAAGAUUAUGAUUCUAGUGGCACAAAUGGCGUUUUGAUCUCAUAUUGGUAGGUGAGGUGUUGGCUGUAGACAGAAGGAUCCUUUAUCUUGAACUUUAAUGAUUUGAAGGUAAAUGACACUCAUGUGGCUGGUCUGUACAGUGAGGAGUCUGUCACUAUUGAAGUAGCAUCAGUCUGAUCAUGGUCUAAUGUCACAUACAGCUGAAAGUUCCUGUUAUGAUGCUUCAUAUUCCUUCCAUUUGUGUUGAUGUUGUUUGAAAAAAAUAAUUUCUUUUGGAUUCUAAGAGUGGACCAACACUUGACUUAAAUAUACCUGGAUUGUAGUCCUGCUUCAACCAUUCAAUAAAACAAAGAACAGUUGUUCUGGA
Molecule: messenger RNA, 2058 nt
Organism: Calypte anna (Anna's hummingbird)
Lineage: Eukaryota; Metazoa; Chordata; Aves; Apodiformes; Trochilidae
Gene: ATP6AP2
Product: ATPase H+ transporting accessory protein 2
Exons: 9
Coding region: 91-1170 (359 amino acids)
Biological process (GO): positive regulation of Wnt signaling pathway
Cellular component (GO): membrane; external side of plasma membrane
Molecular function (GO): signaling receptor activity
Source: RefSeq, a predicted model, not a curated record